GCGGGGCGGGUCUGGCCCAGCCUGGCCCUUGGUCUCCAGUCCAGCCCGGGCGGCAGCGCCGUGAGCAAGGGGAGGGAGACUGCUGCUGGACUCGCUCCGCGCCGCCCGGUGCAGCUCCUGUCCCGGGACUCGGCUCCCCCGGCAGCGAGGCGGCGACAUGGGGCCCUUAGCAUGGUGCUGCCUCUUCCCCGCCCUGCUGGUCUCCCUGCCCCGGGAGUCGCUGGCCGACACCCCGGCCAACUGCAGCUUUGCGGACCUGGAGGGCACCUGGGUCUUCCAGGUGGGCAGGGGGGGCCAGAGCCGGCACAUAAACUGCUCCGAGAUGGGACCUGUGGAAAAAAAAGUAAAGGUGACUCUUCAAAAGCUGGCUGUAGCUCAAGAUGAUCUGGGCAAUUAUGGCUUCUUCACCAUAAUUUACAACCAAGGCUUUGAAGUUGUAAUAAAUGAUUACAAAUGGUUUGCAUUUUUUAAGUACAAAAAGGAAGGCCAAAAUGUAACCAGUUACUGCCAUGAGACCUUCCCAGGAUGGGUGCAUGACGUGCUGGGCCAUAAUUGGGCAUGUUUCAUUGGACAGAAAAUUUCUCCUUCUCCCUCCAGCAUUCGUGUGAAUCAACUCCCUCUCCAGAAACCAAGUGGAAAGUUUUCCAGGAGGCCCUAUGUACACAACUUUGACUUUGUGAAAGCCAUCAAUGCUGUUCAGAAAUCCUGGACAGCUACAAUAUAUAAGGAAUAUGAAACUCUCACCCUGGAAGAACUAACUAGAAGAGCUGGAGGUCCCAAGUCCAGAGCUCCAAGACCGAAGCCUGCACCACUAACACCUGAAAUACUCAAAAAAGUUUCAGCUUUGCCAGAAUACUGGGACUGGAGGAACAUUAAUGGUGUCGACUAUGUCAGUCCUGUACGAAACCAAGCAUCAUGUGGCAGCUGCUAUGCGUUUGCUUCUAUGGGCAUGUUAGAGGCAAGAAUUCGUAUCCGCACUAACAAUUCUCAGAGACCAAUCUUGAGUCCUCAACAGGUUGUGUCUUGCAGCCAUUAUUCUCAAGGCUGUGAUGGUGGAUUCCCAUACCUCAUUGCUGGGAAAUACGUCCAAGAUUUUGGUGUGGUUGAAGAAGACUGUUUCCCUUACACGGCCACGGAUUCUCCAUGCACUGUUAAGCGGAACUGUUCCCACUACUAUACCUCUGAAUACCACUAUGUUGGUGGGUUUUAUGGAGGCUGCAAUGAAGCCCUGAUGAAACUUGAACUUGUUCUUUAUGGGCCACUAGCUAUUGCUUUUGAAGUGUAUACUGAUUUCAUGACCUAUAGAAAAGGAAUCUACCAUCACACUGGGCUGCAGGAUGAGUUCAACCCCUUUGAGUUGACCAAUCAUGCUGUAUUGCUCGUGGGCUAUGGCAAAGAUCCAGAUACUGGUGAGAAGUUCUGGAUAGUGAAAAACAGCUGGGGAAGCUCCUGGGGAGAAAAUGGUUACUUCAGGAUCCGUCGGGGCACAGAUGAAUGUGCAAUUGAAAGUAUAGCAGUGGCUGCAACUCCUAUUCCAAAAUUAUAAAGCAAAACUUUUUCUCCAGUGCCUCAUUUCUAAGCAGCAAAUUCCUGAGCCAUAAGAUUGUACUGAUUAUAUUAUGUACUUGGAAAUUUUUACUGCAGUAUGUUAAAGCUUCAAAAUGAGUUUUAAUGAGAUUUUUUUUUAGCACAAUGUGAGCAGUUUUCACUCUCUACCACUAAGGACACUUCCAAAUUCUGCUUCUUGUUUGAUACACAAAGAUACACUUCUUAUGAACAGAGGCUGGCAGUAAAUUCUCUAAGAAUGCAAUUGUCAUUAGAUUAACAAUGGUGGUUAUCCAUCAUUCUGUAAAGUCCCAAUCUUUAUUUUCUUCUCCUUGGAUAAUCUUAAAACCAGAUCUUAGAAGGCAAUGAUUGUUACAAUAAUCUAUAAUUACUUAAAGGGACACUUUUUAACAUAUUGUGCCUUAAUCCUGGGAAAUCAGGGAAGCAUUUUAAAAUUGGACAUAUUAAGUGUGCAUCAGAGGGUGAUUACACUGUGACUAAAGGGAAAUUUUAAAGCUUUAAGUGUUUGGCAAACAUGCAAGAAAAAUGUCAGAUGUCAAACUCUCUGAACUUCAAAGUUUGUUUUACACAUUGGGCUUUCACUAUAUUUAUGUGGCUUUUUUAAAAGGUUCCUUUUUAAUGAAUGUCAUUUGAAUUCAAUUGCAAGCUGAUCCUCAAUAAAAAAAAUCUGACUCUGUUGCUGUAGGAGUUGUUCCUUA
This is a messenger RNA of Pelodiscus sinensis (Chinese soft-shelled turtle), 2264 nucleotides long. It is a transcript of the gene CTSC, whose product is annotated as cathepsin C. Lineage: Eukaryota; Metazoa; Chordata; Testudines; Trionychidae. Gene Ontology annotation, biological process: proteolysis. The record is from RefSeq and is a predicted model, not a curated record. Gene Ontology annotation, molecular function: cysteine-type peptidase activity.